AAAAGGGCGGGGGGCUUGGUGCUGGCGGAUGAGGAGGGCCGCUGCGGAGUCCUGCUGGCACUGCUGUGCAUAGCCCCACCUCUCGCCACUGCAACAGGCCCAGAGGCCCGGACGGCCUGGUCCAGUCUCCGAGGCCGGUUCUCUGGGGGCUGCGCAGCGGUGUGUGGCGCCAGAGGAGGGCCCAAGGCCUUGGCCCGGCUUGGCCGCUGCCUCCCUGGGUAACCGUGGUCUCCCCUUCUGUAGAGUACUGAUAGUGGUGCCUUCGCAGCCUGCUGCCCUGUGAAGGACCCUUGUCUGGUGUAAAGCCCCGGGGGCUUGCUGGGCAAGGACGCCGCUAACCCAAAGCCUUGGCACCGGAGCAGAGGAGAGAUGUGCCCAGGCCGGGAGCGAGCCCCCAGGGCAGUGACAGGCAGCGGAGUGUAAACACCGUUACAACGGUGUGCUCUACCAUGCCCUUUCUCAGAAAGAGGCAAAAGAACUUGAUGUUCAGCAGACGAGUUCAGCUCCAUCAAGGUCUGUUCCCAUAAGCUGGCCUCUUUUCGCAUCGUGCCAAAGUCAUGCGGGGUUCACUGGGACUUCCUGACCUCAUGUCAUUGCUCACUAAGUAGGGGACGCCAGGCUCUGCCCCCCUGAAACCUGCCCCGCCUCCGGGGGCCCAGCGGGCAGAGGCCUUCGUGGGGGCGUUCCUGAAACGCAGCACGCUGCGCAUGAGCCAGCAGGCCAUCGAGGACCGGCUGCGGCGCAAGGCCGUGGUUCUGGAGUACUUCACGCGCCGGAAGCAAAAGGAGAAGAAGACAAGAUGCAGAGGCCUGUCUGCCCGGCAGAGGAGGGGGCUGCGGCUCUUCGACAUCAGACCAGAGCAGCAGAGGUACAAGCUCUUUCUCCCUCUGCAUGAGCUCUGGAAGCAGUACAUCCGGGACCUGUGCAACGGUCUCAAGCCAGACACGCAGCCACAGAUGAUCCAGGCCAAGCUGUUAAAGGCAGAUCUUCACGGCGCUAUUGUCUCAGUCACCAAAUCCAAAUGUCCCUCCUAUGUGGGUGUCACAGGGAUCCUUCUGCAAGAAACAAAGCACGUUUUCAAAAUUAUCACCAAGGAAGACCGCCUGAAAGUUAUCCCCAAGCUGAACUGUGUGUUCAGUGUGGAAACCGACGGCUUUAUUUCCUACAUUUAUGGGAGCAAAUUCCAGCUUCGGUCAAGUGAGAGGUCUGCAAAGAAGUUCAAAGCGAAGGGGACCACUGACCUGUGAGCUGAUGCUGCCUCAGGCCGCCACUCAGGACAGCGGGCGUGGAGACACCCCCCCACCCCCCACCCCCCUCUCAUGGAAGAGAGGGCCAAGCCCGUUCUGUCCAGCCAGUUAAAGCCAGAGUUAAAGCAUUUAAUCAUCGGGGAGGAAACACCCUGUGUCGAGCAGAGAAGUUGGGGUGCAGGGUGGGGGAUGGAUCGUUAUGGGGGUCCUUAGUUUUUAUCACUCCCGUGGAGAGGAGAGACUGGCAGAAAACCCCAGACAAGCACUGCUUGACUUGAAUGGUGGGGUAUUGGAUUGUUUCUUCUUUUUCUGUUUUCUGAGUGUUCUAUGGUGAGUCUGUUGUUUACGUGAUAAUAAAAUGCGUGUGUAGACUUGG
Messenger RNA from Hipposideros armiger (great roundleaf bat), 1623 nucleotides. RefSeq names its product POP4 ribonuclease P/MRP subunit (gene POP4). Gene Ontology annotation, cellular component: ribonuclease MRP complex; ribonuclease P complex. The record is from RefSeq and is a predicted model, not a curated record. The transcript is spliced from 8 exons. The coding region runs from base 708 to 1247 and encodes 179 amino acids. Gene Ontology annotation, biological process: tRNA 5'-leader removal; rRNA processing. Lineage: Eukaryota; Metazoa; Chordata; Mammalia; Chiroptera; Hipposideridae. Gene Ontology annotation, molecular function: ribonuclease P RNA binding.